This is a messenger RNA of Aedes aegypti (yellow fever mosquito), 939 nucleotides long. RefSeq lists its product as uncharacterized. Bases 454 to 924 code for a protein of 156 amino acids. The transcript has 4 exons. NCBI's taxonomy places the organism in Eukaryota, Metazoa, Arthropoda, Insecta, Diptera, Culicidae. The record is from RefSeq and is a predicted model, not a curated record.
AUCAUGACGUGGUUUAUAAGAAACCAUUCUUGCGAGUCAAUGGUGGCUUUCAAGACUUUUUACUGCACUAUCCACAGUACUGUACUAAUCCGAACCACACUAUACCGGUAACGGACCAGGACGAUGAAUAUCGUUUGGACGACGUUGAAUAUCCUAACAUCAGCGAUAUCCGGAUGAAGGAUGAUAGCUUCGAGUCGCAGCCAGGACGACCAACGGUCGAUCGAAAUAGCAAAGCAGCAGCUCUACACACGUACAAGACGAGUCAAUCGAAGCCUAUAAAUGAAAUUUUACACGAACAGGAAAAGUUAAUUGAUAAAUCCAUUCAAAAUGAACAAGAACUAAUGACGACAGUGGACGAAUUGACGGAAAUUAAGGACAGAGAGAAAACGCGUCGCAGAUGAUCAGGAGAAGGAAGAGCUUAAUCGAACAGCUAUUGAACUUAAAUACAAAUUGAUGGAGCUGCAAAACAAGCAUAUGGAUAUAGAAAGCGAAAACAAUGAUCUGAAAGAGCAACUGCAUCAAUACAAAGAAAAAGAACGUUGGAAAGAAGAAGAAGGCGAGCGCAUAUCUGCACAGGAAGCUGCCCGUCUUGCUGAACUAGCUCAGCAAAGAUUGAUAAUCAAACAGAAGCAGGAAAAGAUGGCGCUCUUGGAGCGAGAACGCAACGAGAAAGAACGGCAAGCCAAGUUGAAGGAAGCGUACGAGAAGAAAAUGCAAAUGAAAGAAAACCUGGUCGAACGGAAGCAGACGAUUCCGCAGUUCGAUCGUGCCGCCAAACCGACCGGCGUACUGUCCGACUACAAUCACAACGUGCAGCGUGAAGUGCAACGGGAUUUUGCGCCCGUCUAUGGAUCGGUGGUAAGUACACGUUGCUCUUUCAUCCACUUGCGUCAUUCGUUAGCGUUAUCGAUUUGUCGUUGCUAAAUGGGUAGAAAGAAA